Molecule: messenger RNA, 3462 nt
Organism: Pelobates fuscus (common spadefoot toad)
Lineage: Eukaryota; Metazoa; Chordata; Amphibia; Anura; Pelobatidae
Gene: ADD2
Product: adducin 2
Exons: 15
Coding region: 180-2345 (721 amino acids)
Biological process (GO): barbed-end actin filament capping
Cellular component (GO): postsynaptic density; plasma membrane; cytoskeleton
Molecular function (GO): actin filament binding
Source: RefSeq, a predicted model, not a curated record
UGUAAAAGUUUGACUCCCAGUGUUUUGGGAGGAUAUGAUCUCCUGGGCACCCUGGCAGCUCUCGACUUGACCUAGCAGAAUCCAGGAGCAGUGGGCAGGAUGCUGAAACAAUUGUUUGACCAGUCUACUGAAAUAAACUGUGAAUCAAUGUGUCCAGUGGAAGACGGAAAGCUACAAAAAUGAGCAACGAAACUACACCUGAGCCUGUGUCCUCUCCUCCCUCACAAGGCCAGAGAUACUUUGAUCGAUAUACAGACGAUGAUCCGGAGUAUUUACGCAUUCGAAACAUGGCAGCUGAUCUCAGACAGGAUUUCAAUGUAAUGGAGCAAAAGAAACGAGUCACCAUGAUCCUACAGAGCCCAUCUUUCAGAGAAGAGCUGGAGAGUCUUAUCCAGGAGCAGAUGAAGAAAGGAAACAACUCCUCUAACAUCUGGGCUCUCAGACAAAUUGCUGACUUCAUGGCCUGCACAGCUCCCUCUGUCUUCCCUGCUUGUCCUGUCAAUAGCUCCAUGGUGAUACCCAUCAACGACAUGCACUGCAACGAACCCAUUCCCCUGGCAAAGGGCGAGAGACUCAUGAGAUGUAAACUUGCCAGUGUUUACAGACUGCUGGAUCUUUAUGGAUGGGCCCAACUUAGUGGGACCUUUGCUUCGAUAAGAGUGAAUAAAGAACAGGACCAUUUCUUAAUCAGCCCCAGAGGAAUCGGUUGUUCUGAGGUGACGGCGUCAAGUCUCGUAAAGGUCAAUAUUUUGGGGGAGAUGGUGGAGACAGGUUGCACUAACUUUGAGGUUGACACCUAUGACUUCAGCUUGCACUCUGCCAUCUACUCAGCACGACCAGACGUGAGAUGCAUCAUCCAACUACACACAGCAGCAACGACCGCGGUGUCAGCCAUGAAAUGCGGCCUUUUGCCCAUCUCCCAUGAUGCUCUGCUGGCUGGUGAGGUGGUGUACUUUGAAUACAAUGGAAGUAUGGAAGAGGAGAAGGACAGAAUUGAACUUCAAAAGCGUCUCGGACCUACAUGCAAGAUUCUCGUUCUACGAAACCAUGGAGUGGUUGCAUUAGGAGAAUCGGUGGAAGAAGCUUUCUAUAAAAUAUUUCACCUGCAGGAAGCUUGUGAAAUUCAGGUCUCAGCUGUUCCUAGUGCCGGAGGGCCAGACAACCUAAUCCUGCUGGACAGGGAGAAGUAUCGUCCUCAUGAAGUGGGGACAGUGGGCUGGGCGGGGAGCAUGUUUGGACCCAUGCAGAAGAGCAGGUUGGGAGAGCAUGAAUUUGAGGCAUUGAUGAGAAUGAUGGAUAAUUUGGGUUACCGCACUGGAUAUGCUUACAGACACCCAUUUGUCCAAGAAAAAACAAGACAUAAGAGUGAUGUGGAGAUCCCGGCCACUGUUACUGCCUUUGUUUUCGAGGAUGAAGGUGUUCCUCUCUCCACACUACGUCAACAUGCUCAGAAGCAGCAGAAGGAGAAGACUCGCUGGCUUAAUACACCAAACACUUAUUUACGGGUCAAUGUAGGCGAGGAAAAUGUAGGAAGCCCCAGGAGCAAGACCACGUGGUUGAAAGCAGAUGAGGUGGUGAAGCCUAGCAGUGGAAUGCCUAUACGUAUUGAAAAUCCCAAUCAGUUUGUUCCACUGUUUACAGAUCCUCGUGAAGUCCUCGAGACAAGAAACAAGAUACGAGAACAAAAUCGACAAGAUGUGAAAUCUGCUGGACCUCAGUCUCAAUUAUUAGCUAGUGUCAUAACAGAUAAAAGCAGAAGUCCGUCGGCGGAAAGCAAUCUAGCUUCCAAAACAGAAAUAGAUUCAAAGGAACAACCACAGGAAGAAACCCCAGUAGAACCAGAACCACCAAACCCAUUUAGCCAACUGACUGACCAGGAACUGGAGGAAUACAAAAAGGAGGUGGAAAGGAAGAAGACGGCCCCUGAUGAUUUAGGUGACAAGGAAGCAACCAAUGAGGACUCACAGCCUUCUUUGGUGACCCCACCUACAUCUCCAGCCAGAAGCCCCUCAAAAACAACAGGUGUAUUUGUAUCUCCUUCAAAGUCUUCAGAAGGAGUAGAGAGGAAAGAGGACAUACAAACAGCCACAGACUUAGAGACUGCAGAAGAAAAGGUCUUGCCAUCUGUGGUAUUAAAUGGAAAAGAGGAAGAUCAGUCUCGUCCUGAGGAAACUCCGGCAAAAGUCACAGACACAGAAACCCCAAAAGAGAAAAAUGACCCACCACCCAGCGCUUCUCCAGAAGGUUCCCCCACCAAGUCACCCUCCAAAAAGAAAAAGAAAUUCCGCACACCCUCCUUCCUUAAGAAAGGAAAGAAGAAAGAAAAGGAAAAAGCAGAGUCCUGAUCUCCUGGCGUAUGAGAUCAUGAUUUUAGAAAACUGUUUCCCAUAUAGGGUAUACAACAAGCCUCUUUGCUUCCAGAGCCUCAGGUGUGGCAGCGAAGGGGGUUAAAUGUACCCCUUCAACUUAAGGACAUGAAGAUUACAUGGAAUGCUUGUUCAUGGUAGGGAUGAGUAAACGUGUCUACACAUUUCCCAAAACUCUAGAUUAUUGGUGACAUAUGAUCAACGUAAUAUUUGCCUCCAAUGUUCUUGUGUUUUCACAAAUGUCUAGAAACAUUCACUUCUCCUUAGUACCUGAUUUGUUGGUGGUGUGUGUGUUUUAGGGGACUUGUACUAACUGAGCUAAUACAUCAAAAUACGUUCCCUGCCUUCUCAGACAAUCCCACUUUACUUUACAAUAAAUAAAAGUAUCUCUUUUUCUCUUUGGACCAUUUAACCAUAUUUGGUAUCAGAGAGACGUCAGUGCAUAUCUCUCUGCUACUGGGAAGAUAGGUUAGCGCUACAACUGAAUUGAUUACAACAUCCGAUUCCUUAAUCAUGUGUAAAGAAGAACUUUGGUUUUAUGAUUUUCCAAAAAAAGUUCUUCUCCUUACUAUAUCUUGGUAUUUAAGAGUAAGUUAUGUUUUUUUUUUUCUCUUUUAGUCAUGUACUAGAAAUAGUAAAAGGAGCAGAAGGUAAUUUUUUUCCAAAAGAUAGCUUUGUGUGGUGCAAUCUAAUUUAAAGGGACACUAAAACGUGCUGAGUCUCAUUUGUUCAAGGCAAAAACUGAAAAAAAAGGAUUUCUCUGGAGUAGGAACUGAAGAGUUUGUGAUAAGUUUCAUUUAGUAUUGACUGCAUGGGUGGCUUUUAGUGGCUGGAUUCUCUACAUGCGCUUGUUAAAAACCUGGUAAAAUGGAUAAAUAAUACUGGAACUAUGUGAGUUGUGAUUUAGUAAAUUGAUUGUCACAGAGAGGUCAAUUCACUCAACAAGGAUAUGCAAGGUCAACUGACGUACAAAAUAUAUGUAAAAAAAGAUGGAAUGCAAUUUCUUAUUUGGCUCAGUUGGAUUUUUUUUAUUUUUACAUUUUGUAAGUCAAUUGUCAAUGCAUUGCAUUUUACUGUAUAUUGAAUAGACCAGUGU